AUGUGGCAGCGCUGUGCCCGCCGUGUCACCGAGGCCAUCGAGCGCGUGGUGGAGUUCGCCAAACGCCUGCGGGGCUUCCUGGAGCUCAGCCAGCACGACCAGAUCGUCCUGCUCAAGGCGGGUGACAGUCCCCAAAGUCCCCUCAUCCUCCCUGGGGAGGUGACACCGCCCCGGCCCACCACCGAGUGGGGCCCCUCGGGUUGGUGGCGGUGUCGCCGGUGCCACCAGCGCUGUCGCCGCCCCGCGGGGGUGACAGGUGCCAUGGAGGUCGUCCUGGUCCGGAUGUGUCGCGCCUUCGACGCCGCCACCCGCACGGUCCUGUUCGAGGGCAAACUGGCCGGGCCCGAGCUCUUCCGCUCGCUGGGGUGCCCCGAGCUCGUCGCGUCCAUCUUCGACCUGGCUCAGGGGCUGAGCGCGCUGCGCUGCUCCGAGAGCGAGCUGGGGCUGCUGAGCGCUCUGCUGCUCGUCAACGCCGACCUGUCCGUGUACCCCCAGCUCUGUCCCCACGCCCCUGUGGUGUCCCCACACCUGUGUCCGUGUCCCCACGCCCCUGUGGUGUCCCCAGGCCGGCCGUGGCUGCAGGACCGGCCGCGGGUGGCCCGGCUCCAGGGACAUCUGGAUGUCGCCUUCCGGCUCCUGCUGCGCCGGACCCGCCGCGAGGGGCUCCUGGCCAGGCCGUGUCCCCGCAGCUCCCCUCCCCGGGCCGGCUCCGCGCUCUGUGCUCGCAGCACCUGGAGCAGCCUGAGCAGCCUGCAGAAAACCGCCCUGCUCCUGGGAGUCCCCGCCGCCGCCACCGUGCUCUACAUCCUGUACCGGCGCUACCGGGAGAGCCGAGAGGUGCAGGUGACCGUGGUGGCAGACGAGGGGCUGGAGGUCGGGGUGCGGGUGCCCCGCAGCGCGCUGAAAUCGCUGAUCGGCCGCCGGGGAGCCACCAUCAACCAGCUGAGGCAGGAGACGGGAGCGCAGAUCGAUGUGGAGGAGGAGGAGGAGGAGGAGGAAGGGGGCCAGUCCCUGGUGCAGAUCUCGGGCUCACCUGGCCAGGUGUGCCGGGCCAGGGCGGCCGUGCUGCGAAUCGUGGCCGACAGCGCUCCCGUGGCCGAGCAGCUCCGUGUGCCCCAGAGGGCUGUGGGCAGGAUCAUCGGCCGAGGCGGGGAGACCGUGCGGGGCAUCUGCCGGAGCUCGGGGGCUCGCGUGGAGUGCGGCCACGAGCCCGACGCCAGCCUGGCCCCGCUGCGCAUCAUCCGCCUGCUGGGGACGCGCAAGGAGGUGGAGGCGGCCAAGAAGCUGAUCCUGGAGAAGCUGUCGGAGGACAAAGCGUUCCGCAGGGAGCUGGCGCAGGCGGCGGCCGCUCGAUGCCCUCGGAAACAGCCCCUGGGCAACCGCCGGGAGCCUCCGGGGCCACCGCCCCCCGCUCCUCCCGGUGGCCCCGAGGGCUGGCAGGAGUGCUGGGAUGUGCACUGGCCACCGGGGGCUAUCCCGGACAGCGCUCCUGGCACGGGAACGGCGGCGGGGAGCGAGGGGCUGGAGGGGCUGGAGCCGAACCCGGAGCUGGAGGAGCCGAACCCAGAGCUGGAGGAGCCGAACCCGGAGCUGGAGGAGCCGAACCCGGAGCUGGAGGAGCCGAACCCGGAGCUGGAGGAGCCGAACCCGGAGCUGGAGGAGCCGGGCCCGGAGCUGGAGGAGCCGAACCCGGAGCUGGAGGAGCCGAACCCAGAGCUGGAGGAGCCCGUGCCCAAGUUCGAGGCAGUGCCCAGCCCGGAUUUCAGCUUCCCUGCAGACGAGCAUUUGGAUGUUUACGUGUCAGCUGCCGAGAGCCCCGGGCACUUCUGGAUCCAACUGCUGGGCACACGCAGCCUGCAGCUGGACAAACUGACAGCCGAGAUGGGGCACUUCUACCAGAGCAGCGCCCCCGUCCCUCCCCCGUCCGUCCAUGCCGGGGCCAUCGUGGCCGCUCCGUACCUGGACGAUGGCGAGUGGUACCGGGCGCGUGUCCUGGGGACACUGGACAACGGCCACCUGGACCUGUACUACGUGGACUUUGGGGACAACGGCGAGGCCCCCCCCGAGGCUCUGCGGGCCCUCAGGAGCGACUUCCUGAGCCUGCCCUUCCAGGCCAUCGAGUGCAGCCUGGCCGGGAUUGUCCCCAACGGGGACAGCUGGCCCGAGGCGGCUCUGGACGAGUUUGACCGGCUCACGCACUGUGCCCAGUGGACACCGCUGGUGGCCCGGAUCUGCAGCUACAGCCAGGCCGGGCCCUGCCCCCGGCCCAGCGUGCAGCUCUUCACCCAGCGCCACGGCCAGAGCCUGGACGUGGGAGCAGAGCUGGUGCGUUUGGGCUACGCCGUGCCCAGGCCCCCCGAGGAGCCCCCGGACAAUCUCGGCUGUGCCUCCAUCCUGAGCCCAGCAGAGCCUGGGACCCCGCAGAGCCCCGGGGACAGCGCCGGGGACAGCACCGGGGACAGCGCCGGGGACAGCACCGGGACCCUGUCCUGCCUCAGCCUGCCCGCCGCUGCCGUUCCCGGGGACGCCGUCACGGUCUCCUGA
Molecule: messenger RNA, 2544 nt
Organism: Sturnus vulgaris (Common starling)
Lineage: Eukaryota; Metazoa; Chordata; Aves; Passeriformes; Sturnidae
Source: RefSeq, a predicted model, not a curated record